Molecule: messenger RNA, 1567 nt
Organism: Tetrahymena thermophila SB210
Lineage: Eukaryota; Ciliophora; Oligohymenophorea; Hymenostomatida; Tetrahymenidae
Product: tetratricopeptide repeat protein
Exons: 1
Molecular function (GO): protein binding
Source: RefSeq, a predicted model, not a curated record
UUUUUUUGAAAAUAUGUUAAAAUAUUUAUUUGAUCUUCAUAAGCUAUUUAUAUAAUAAUCUUUUUAUCAUUAGUUAGUAAAUUAUUUAUAAAUAAAACAAAAGCUAAUAAAUUAUAAAAAAAUGAUGAAAAUCUUAGGUUUAUUUAAAAAAUUAGUUGCUCCACGAACUAUAUUUUAAAUUAAUUAUAAAUAAAAGUAUUUUUUUAAUAAAACUGCUUAUGUUUUUUUACCUUCUUUAGAAAUACUUAAAAAAACUGAUAUUAAGAACCCGAUAGAAUUAUUUCAAAUGGCUAAUAUUUACGCUGGUGGAGGUUAAAUAAAUGAAGCUAAAUACUGCUUAGAGAGCAUAUAAAGGCUUAGUAAUUAGGAUUUUGAAGCAUAUUAUAGGAUCGCAGCAGUAUAUUUUAAUAUGAAUAUGAUAGAGGAGUCAAAAAGCUGCUUAUUGAAGGCUUUAGAAAUUAAUCCUUAAUUUGAAAAUGCUCAUACAUCCUUAGGAUAUUUAUAUAAAAAAAUUGGGAAACCACAGAAAGCAAAAGAGUGUAUUUUAAAAGCUUUAGAAAUAAAUCCUAAGUCUGUUUUUAGUCUUUUAGAGUUAGGAUAUCUAUAUGAAGAUAUGAAUAUGUAAGAUGAACAAAAAUAAACUUAUAUGAAAAUUUUAUAAAUAGAACCUAAAAAUUUUGAAGCAUAAUACGGGCUAGGACUUUACUAUUUUAAAUAAAAUAUGCUUUAAGAAGCAAGACAUUGGUUUUUGUAAGUGUUAGAAAUAAAUCCUAAUUUUAAAUCCGUUGUAUAUAAUUUAGGAAUUAUUUCUGAAAAAUUAGGAGAGUAUGAAAAUGCAAAAUAGUUCUACUAGAAAGCAAUACAAUUAAAUCCUUAAGAUGCAAAUACUUAUUUUAAUUUAGGUGUUACUUAUGAAAAAAUGAAGAAUGUAGAAGAAGCGAGAAAAUGCUAUUUAAAAGUUUAACAAUUAGAACCUAAAUCAAUAUAUGCUCUUAAUAAUUUAGGAGCAAUAUAUUUUGAUUUAGGAUAAUUCUAAGAAGCUUAAAAAUGCUUCGAGGAUAUUAUAAAAAUUGAUCCUUAAAAUUUUGGUGCUUAUUAUAAUUUAUCAGCAAUUUACAUUAAAAAAGGAAAUAUUGAAGAAUCAAUUUAAUGCCUUUAGAAAACAAUAUAAAUUAAUCCUGAAUAUAUUAAUGCUCAUAAAUAAUUAGGAUAAAUAUUUUACACAAAGGGGUAAUUUGACGAAGCAAUAUAGUGUUAUCAAUAAGCAAUAAAAAUUAAUUCUUAAGAUUCUGAUUCCUAUUUCAUGAUAGCAAAUACCUAUAAUCUAAUGGGAAAUUAGAAAGAAGCAAAAUUCUACUAAGAAAAAGGUGAAUAAAUUAACCCUGAAUUAUAUAAAGAUUAAUUGUGAUAAUAUAAUAUAUAUAUUAUUGAUUAUUAAGCUCAUUUAUUGAUUUUUUAUUGUAUAAUUAAGUUUUAAAUCAAAAUAUAUUUAUUUACUCGAUCCAACUCCUAAUAAAUUCUUAUAAAAGAUUAUAUAGUAUAUUUUGUAAAAAAUAUUGAAAAAUCU